GCAGGGGGGGACUGGCAAGAGACAUCCUUCCUUCUUUUGUACGGCGUGUAUAUAGCUCACCGCUUCUUCUAAUAUAAUCUCAUGCUGCACAUAACGGCAUACAACUUGAAACUGAAUCAAAAAGGGCAAACCUGGAAACAUGGUAGGACCUCUGCUAGUUCAUUUGCUCUUACAAGGCGUUCUGCUGUAUGAGUCUUUGGCAUGGUAUGUGACAAUGCCAAAGGAAAUUCGCGGCCUCAAAGGUUCCUGUCUGGUCAUACCAUGUUCUUAUAGCUACAAUAUAUACCCACCAACAAACCCAAGUAGAGUUGUUUGGUAUCAGUACGCCUCUAUGGGUUAUCCUUUAGUUUAUGAUCCAUGGUAUCCAAAUGAUGUCAUUGAGAAGUUUAGAGGGAAAACUGAUUUAUACAGAAGACCAAGUUGGGAUUGCAGUCUAUUGAUUAAAAACCUGGAACACUCUCACCAUGGAGAAACAAUAUACACAUGGAUUGACCCUGAAAACGUUGGAAAGAGCACUUACGCAUUUUAUGAUGUCACUUCUACUAUUCGUGUUGAUGAAAGUCCACAUCAGCCCAGCAUCAGUAUUUACGGAGGUGAAAGGAUGGGUGACACAAUCACAGUAGUGUGUUCAACUUUCCACACGUGUCCAUACAGCAAACCAACCAUCACUCUGAACGGUAUAGACGGAUCUGAUCAAAUAGAGAACAAGCAUUUUAAAGACGGUCUGUGGAAAAUCACUCUGACACGGAAAGAUAUUGUAAAGGCAGAGCAUUUGACUAUUCGGUGUUCAGUAAGACAUUAUGGUGGCAGAACGGUGUAUGCUGAAAAAGACAAAAAGGCAGAAUGUGUUUAUCAGAAAAUAUCGAUUGAACCUGAACUGGGAGAUGUCACAGUCGGCAUCGCAAAGAAAUUCACGUGUAGCGUCUACCAUUCCUGCCAGAACAAGAAUCCAGUCAUCAAAUGGAACUAUGGGAACAUGCGGACCACAGGACACGAAAGAAAACUUUCUGAUUUAAAUUGGGUCAGCUCUUCCAACAUUGACUUCAUAGCCACAAAAGAAGAUAAUGAGAAGAAGUUGAUAUGCACUGCAAGUUUUCUUGAACGGAAAACUACAGCUUCUGUUAUUCUACAAGUACAACGUGUUCUGCUGUAUGAUGCUUUGGGAUGGGAAGUGAGUUUGCCAAAAGACAUUCACGGUCUCCAAGGUUCCUGUCUGGUCAUACCAUGUUAUUUUACAUAUAAAUCAAACCCACCCAAAAACCCACGUAGCGUUGUGUGGUAUCUGCGGGGCUCUAAAGGUUUAACUUCAGUCUAUGAUCCUAUGAAUCCAUACAAUGUCAAUGAGAAAUUCAGAGGAAAAACUGAUUUAUAUGGAGAAUCAAAUUGGGAUUGCAGUCUGCUGAUCAAAACUCUGGAAUCAUCUCACAAUGGAGAGAAAUUAUACACAAGGAUUGACCCUGAAAAUAUUGCAUGGAAAAACUAUGAAACUGAUGACGCUACAUCUACAGUUCUUGUUGAUGCAAGUCCAUGGCAGCCCAGCAUCAAAAUCUUUGGAGGUGACAGAACGGGUGACGCAGUCACUGUAACAUGUUCAACUUUUCACACAUGUCCCUUUAACAAACCAAAAAUCACUCUGAACGGUAUAGAAGGACCUGAUGAAAUAAAGGAUGAGUCUGUUAAAGACGGCUUGUGGAAAAGCACUCUGAUACGCACAGGUGUCGUAAAGACAGAAAGCUCAACUAUUAAGUGUUUAGUAACACAUCAUGGCAACAUUCCAGCGACAGCUACAGAGAUCAAAAAUUCUAAAUGUGUUCAUUAUAACAUAUCGAUUGAGCCUGAACUGGCAGAUGUCACAGAGGGCAUCGCGAGCAACUUCACUUGUACCAUCUACCAUUUCUGCCAGAAAAAUCCAGUCGUCACAUGGAACUAUGAGAACAUGCAGGUCUCAGCAUGGAACAAAAAGCAUUCUGAUUUAGAUCAGUUUCAGAUCACUUUUUCCAACAUAACUUUUCUGGGUGCUAAAGAAGACAAUGGGAAGAGACUGAUAUGCGCUGCAGAAUUUUCUGGAGGAAGCAUUGAAACGUAUGUUGUUUUGCGUGUACAAGAAUAUCAAACACCGGCAGAACCAGUCCUUAAUGAAACCUAUUUCCAGUACGUGGCAGAUGUGACACCUAAGAUCACUGCAUUGCAUCGUUCAUGUGUGGUAAUACCGUGCAGUUUCAAGACAGAUGAGGAAUAUCUCACUCGACUUCGGGUUCUCUGGGUCACCAGAAAAGGUGGCUACAUGUUCCACACCGACCCAGUUGAUGUCUUGGACAACUUCAAAGGCCGCACAAGGCUCCUCGGAAACCCGGAUGAGCAGGACUGCACUGUAGAGAUGGACGAUGUCCAAACUCACGACAACGGGCCUUUUUGCUUCCAGGCAGAAAGAGGAAACGAUAAAUACAGAUUCAACAACAGCUGCGUGUUCAUUAUAAUGCGUGCUCCGGACAAACCUGUGAUUUCAUCCCUCCCUGAAGACAUCGACCCCGGGACGCGGGUCACUGUCAAAUGCUCAGUCAACCACACAUGCUCCUCUCACCCUCCUGAAAUCGCCUGGAACAUCCCAACAACCCGAGAAACUAUCAGCCACAAUCACAUGGGUGGAGGCAUCUGGGAAACGGUGUCUGCUGUGAUGUUUAGUCCAACUGGAUAUGAAGAGAACGAUGAAAUUGUCUGCACUGCCAUAUUUUGGGGCGGUAAAACACAGAAAAACACUGCCUUCCUCAGUAUUAGAAGAGUGAAAAGGCUUACAUUGGAGACAGUGGGGUUGUAUGCUACAGCUGUCUCGCUUGUGUUCAUCCUCAUUUGCGUGCUUGCUGGAGUCUUAAUACGCAGGAGACGGCACAGACACCCUCAUAAUAUGCAAGAGUCUCAUACACAGUCUGAACAGAGGAGAUCGUUCUGGAACAGAUUCUCAAGUCGAUUUAGUAUGCCUGAAGGAAGAGCAGCUUGGACUACAGGAGGAAACAGGAGAGAUAUAGGGUACACUGAAAAUCCUCCUAGAAGACCACCAAAGGCUGGACAAAGGUACACUGAAAAUGCUCCUGAAAGACCACCAAAGGCUGGACAAAGGUAUGCUGGAAAUGCUCCUGGAAGACCACCAAAGCCUGAACAAAGACAGAGCAUCUUGAGCCGAUUUUCUAGACACCAAUCGCCCAGAACCAAUGCAAAUCUGAGAGCAGAAUACAAGGCAAACAACACAUGUACACUGUCAGGAGACAACCCUUUCUCCAAACCUCAUAGGCCAUCACCAAAGAGUGAGCCAAAAUCCUACCGUUAUGAUUCCGAUGCUGUUGUUAUAUAUGGAAAUGCCUUAUGAAAAUGUUGCAUCAUCGAGGCCGUGCAAGUGCUCCGAGCUCGCUUUGAGUCCAGAUCACAUCUUUUCUCCUUCCUGUCCACCUGCUUUAUGUUUUAUAAAACAAAGAUAACAGAAAUUAUACAGAAUUUUCUCACAUUAUGGUUUAGGAAGUGUUUCAUUUUAGAACUGUAUAUAUAUAUAUAUAUAUAUAUAUAUAUAUAUAUAUAUAUAUAUAUAUAUAUAUAUAUAUAUAUAUAUAUAUAUAUAUAGUUUUUGUUUGUGUGAACUGUAAUAUCCCUUUAUGCUUCACACAUUAUUCAGCAAAAUUAUUUUUUGUGAAUUGCACUGUUUAAAUUAUGCUUGUGCUACUGUCCUCUAAAAUAAGGGAAAUACAUGUUGCUUGUGGCUUAACUUCACUUAAUUGUAAUUGAAUAUUUAUAUAUCACAUGCUUUCUAAACCACUUCAUUUUUAUCUAAUCAUCAGUCUAGUCUGAAAUAUAGAAUAAAAUGAUUAUGAUAUAAAGUAAAAGUAAAGGAACUUCUAUACGUGACUGCAGAGAAGAAAACAACAUCUCUGAGUUGGUCCGAGAAUAACAGGACGUCCUGACGUAAGAUAGGGUGACGUGUUCUAACUAUUUUCAUUGGUCAGGUGGGGAUUUUUGUCACCUUGAAAUGUAUACUUUUGACUAUAAAAACUCUGGUCAGUGAGCCUCACCCUUGUCUCUUUGCUCACAGACCCAGACCACUUCUCUGCAGAGAAAUAAAAUCAAGGCAAAGACAACUUUGUUCGGCUCUUCAAUCUCAGUCUUCACACUUAGUUUAUUACUUUGACAAAAUAAGAAUUUCCACAACAACACUUAAAAC
Puntigrus tetrazona (Sumatra barb) is the source of this 4204-nucleotide messenger RNA. RefSeq lists its product as uncharacterized. The record is from RefSeq and is a predicted model, not a curated record. Lineage: Eukaryota; Metazoa; Chordata; Actinopteri; Cypriniformes; Cyprinidae. The coding region runs from base 140 to 3361 and encodes 1073 amino acids. The transcript has 23 exons.